Molecule: messenger RNA, 2148 nt
Organism: Emericellopsis cladophorae
Lineage: Eukaryota; Fungi; Ascomycota; Sordariomycetes; Hypocreales; Bionectriaceae
Exons: 3
Coding region: 1-2148 (715 amino acids)
Molecular function (GO): ATP hydrolysis activity; ATP binding
Source: RefSeq, a predicted model, not a curated record
AUGGAUGCCGAUAUCAAAGCCGUCAUCCCCAACAUCGACCCCGUCGUCUCGGAGUACUCAGUUGGCUACCUCAACCAUGCAUCGACGCUGUGGACCGAUGAAGAGGACACAAGCGCCUCCUCACCUCUGGAUGAAGCGGGAAUUGCCAUCCGCGAGAUCUUACUGUCGGCAUCAGGGGAGCCCGACCCUCAAUUAGAGCAGAAGAUUACAGAACUCGUCAAGAAAUGGGUGGACAAGUACACCGAAGCCAACGGCGGAGAGCGCCGCGGCCCCUCGACAAUGAAGCGGCUCGAUCAGACCAUCCAAGUGUCCUCGCAACGGAACAUGUCAUCGACUCUAGCUGUCGCUUCGGGCGGUGUCGAUCUCGAAUCAGCCAACAGCCGCAAGGUGGAGUCCAAGGUCGACCGCAAAAAGCUCGAGAAAGCCGAACGCAAGAUUGCCGCCAAGCAGCAAAAGAAGACGUUCAAGACAGUCGAGUACGAGGCAUCGAGACUGCUGGACCAGCCCGAGUCCGCCGAAAACUACGAGGAGUUCUACAUGGCUGUCAACCCGCUCCAGCUGGGGGCGAACUCGAACAAGAGCAAGGACAUCACCUUGGACAAUAUCGAUGUUUCAAUUGGUGGCUUGAGGAUCUUGACCGAUACAACCCUCACACUCGCGUAUGGCCAUCGAUAUGGUCUGAUUACGGGUGAUGAUACGCCAGCCAUCCAGGCCGUCCUCGAUGCCGACGUCUGGCGGAAGGUGCUACUCCGGGAACAAGAUGAAUUCACGGCAAAGCUUGCCGAGAUCGAGGCACAGCGAGCGCCCCUCGCCGACACGUCGGCUGAUGCUGCCAAGCUCGACACGGAACGUGAGGCUCUCGACACCAAGUUGGGAGACGUGCAAGGCAAACUUGCCGAAAUGGACUCAGACAAGGCUGAGUCACGCGCCGCCAGUAUCUUGGCUGGACUCGGUUUCUCUGCCGAGAGGCAGCAAUACGCGACCAAGACGUUCUCAGGUGGAUGGAGGAUGCGUCUGGCGCUUGCCCGAGCGCUUUUCUGCGAGCCUGAUCUCCUUCUUCUCGACGAACCGUCCAACAUGUUGGACGUGCCAUCCAUCACCUUCCUUUCCAACUACCUGCAGGGCUACCCAAGCACAGUGCUGGUUGUCUCUCACGACAGAGCGUUCCUGAACGAGGUGGCUACGGAUAUUGUACACCAGCACUCAGAGCGCCUCGACUACUACAGAGGAGCCAAUUUUGACACGUUCUACUCAACACGUGAGGAGCGUAAGAAGGUGGCGAAGCGCGAGUACGAGAACCAGAUGGUCCAGCGUGCGCAUCUACAGGCUUUCAUCGACAAGUUCCGCUACAACGCCGCCAAGUCGUCAGAAGCGCAGUCUCGUAUCAAGAAGCUGGAGAAGAUGCCGAUCUUGGAGGCACCUGAGGCAGAGUAUAGCGUCAAGUUCCAGUUCCCCCCGGUGGAAAAGUUAUCGCCACCCAUUGUGCAAAUGUCGGAGGUCACGUUUGGCUACAGCAAGGACAAGAUCUUGUUGCGUAAUGUCGACCUCGACGUGCAACUGGACUCGCGCAUCGGCAUUGUUGGACCCAACGGUGCUGGUAAGACGACUAUCCUCAAGCUGCUCAUUGGCAAGCUGUCUCCGUCAUCUGGUAUCAUCUCUGCCCACCCGCGACUGCGCAUAGGUUUCUUCGCCCAACACCACGUGGAUGCUUUGGACCUGACGACUAGCGCUGUCAGCUUCAUGGCCAAGAACUAUCCCGGCCGUAAGGACGAGGAGUACCGAAGGCAACUAGGUGCCUUUGGCAUUACGGGCACGACUGGCCUGCAGAAGAUGGGUCUGCUGUCUGGUGGUCAGAAAUCCAGGGUGGCGUUUGCCUGUUUGGCGUUGACCAACCCCCACAUUCUCGUUCUCGAUGAGCCUUCCAAUCAUUUGGAUAUCGAAGCCAUGGACGCGUUGGCCGACGCGUUGAACGAGUUUGAGGGUGGUGUGCUGAUGGUUUCCCACGAUGUCACCAUGCUGCAGGCAGUGUGCAAGUCGCUCUGGGUCUGCGAUGGCGGUACUGUCGAGAAGUUUGACGGUGACGUGAACCAGUACAAGAAGAGGAUUGCGGCACAAGCAGACGCUGCGGGCGUUGUCAAAGCUCACUAA